UAAUGAAAACUGAAAAUUAUUAAUGAUUUGAAUAUAUCGAUCAGACACAUUAAUGGCCAUCGUAAUCCAGCUGAUCUGUUCAGUAGAAUCGUAGAUACGAAACAAUUUUUGAAACUUUUCCGAUUUCGUAUAAAUUCGAAUGAAUUUGAUUUUUCUGAUGCAAAUUUGUUUAAUGUUUAUCGAAUUUCUUCAAUUGCCAUCAAGAAUUUCGAUUAUCAGAAUUCAGUUGACGAUUUUGAAAAGUUGAAGUCUAUGGAUCAAAUUAUUGAUUUCGUGAAAAAAUUAUUACCAACUGGAAACACUGCUAAUGAUCGUUGGAAUUUGAUUCAUAGAUUAGCCCAAUAUGGUCACGAUUUGGAAGAAAUUAAAUUACCAUUCAUUCCCGGAGAAAUUAUUACGAUAAAAACUCGUGAUCCUAAUUUUUGCCCGAUUUGGAUACCUAAACAAUCUUGUUUAACUCAAGCUUUGAUUAAAGAACAUCAUGAAUCAACUAUGCACGGAGGAAUCAGAACAACCAUGGCUAGUAUCCAAUCUAAAUAUCAUAUACAGAAUUUAUAUCGCCUGGUGAAGAAAUAUGUUUUUUAUUGUGAAUUUUGUCGAAAAGAAAAGCGGAAGCCUAUAAUUCAACCUUUCGCUCCUUUACCAUCAACACGAACGAAUUUUGCGGCACCGUUUGAGGCUAUUUGUGUCGAUUUCUUUGGUCCUUUACACUAUCGUAAUAAUAAAAAAUUCUAUGGUUUGAUUGUAACAUGUUUGGUUACACGAAUGAUCAAGAUCGAAAUUGUUAAUUCGAUGAAUGCCAAUGUCACAUUGACAGCUCUCAACAACAUCUUUCUUCGUUGCGGAACUCCUUUAGUGAUUUAUAGUGACAAUGGUACCAGUUUCGUCCGUUGUAACAAAGAAAUUCAAAAAUUUUUUGAUCAUUUACAAAAAAUUAGCGAAGUAGAUAAUCGUCGUAUCGAAUGGAAAUUUUCGCCUCCGAAUGCUCCGUGGUAUAACGGUACUGCAGAACGGUUGAUAGCAGUCGUCAAGAGAUGUUUACGAACUUUGGACAAUGAAUUUAAAUCUAUUGAAGAUGCGCACAACAUGUUUUUGAAAAUAGAAUCGAUUAUAAAUAAUAGACCGAUUAUCCAGAAUGAUGAACGUUGGAUCUCUCCUUUUGAAUUAGCAUAUGGUCGUAAACAGGAGCCCCUAAUCAAAAAUGAUCUCGAAAUUGGACCAAACAAUAAUUGGUUGAAUCAUUUGUCAAAUAUUCGUAAAAAAUUUGAAAAAUUUUGGAAACACCAAUACUUAGCUUCUCUAAUUCAAUCUAAUCCUCCAUCGCCUACCGAUAUAAAUAUAAACGAUUUGGUCUUGGUUCCUUCUGAAUUCCGUAAACGAAAAGAUUGGCCAAUAGCCAAAAUUACUGAAGCAAUUAAAAGUUCUGAUGGUGUUGUUCGAGCAGUGAAAAUAAAAUUUUUGGACAAUAACAAUGAAUUUAUCAGACCUACUAAUGGUCUCGUCUUAUUGAAAUUUGUUUAGUUUAUUAUUUAGUGGCUUACAUCGCCAAAACUAAAAAUACAAUUAGAAUAAGUUUUUCAUUGAAAUAUUAAAUACAUUUUAGAACAUAGAAUUAAAUUUUAGUUCGAUUAUAUCGUUGACGUGUAAUAAUGCAAUCAUGACUAUUAUGCAGUCGUUUCUUAA
Molecule: messenger RNA, 1683 nt
Organism: Dermatophagoides farinae (American house dust mite)
Lineage: Eukaryota; Metazoa; Arthropoda; Arachnida; Sarcoptiformes; Pyroglyphidae
Biological process (GO): DNA integration
Molecular function (GO): nucleic acid binding
Source: RefSeq, a predicted model, not a curated record